Molecule: messenger RNA, 5538 nt
Organism: Stegostoma tigrinum
Lineage: Eukaryota; Metazoa; Chordata; Chondrichthyes; Orectolobiformes; Stegostomatidae
Gene: heatr6
Product: HEAT repeat containing 6
Exons: 20
Coding region: 24-3542 (1172 amino acids)
Source: RefSeq, a predicted model, not a curated record
UUCAGUUUGAAGGAAGUGAGUCAAUGGGAAGAGUCAUGGCUGCUGAGGAAGGCCAGCGGGGGAGAGUAACUGCUUACCCUCAGCCAGACUGCGACUUCCACCGCUUCUACUCCAAGCUCUUCACCAUCAGGGCCUCGGACGACGAGAAUUUUAAAACCGAGGUCAACCUGGUGUUCGAUCAGCUCAUCUCGGAGAACUACCUCAGCGAUCCCACCAUCAGCCGCGAGCAUGUAUGUUCUUUACUUGUCCAAGCCUGUCGACUUGUCCAGUUGAAUCAGGAACACCUCGUAAACAAAAUGUGUCAACUCAUCCAUCAUUUGCUUAACCGCUUACAGGUAACAGUGGAUGAGCAGAGUUUGGAUCUUCUACUCUCCUACAGCAUCCGUGCACUGCAGCAGUGCAACUCCUGGACUCAUGUGGAAAUACUGCAGGCAGUGGCUGCUCUUGUCUACGGUAAUGGUCCACGAUGCCAAAAGUUCCUUCCAGAUCUGCUGGGGAAAGAAGGAAUCUUACUUCAGCUUAGUGCACCAACCCAGCCAGAUGUGGAUCUGCGAAGGGCUGCAGUGUAUUGCAUGGCCAAUCUCUGUCUUGGUGUGCCUGGACAGCCAUACUUGGACGAACAGUACAAAACUGUGGCUCUACAGACCUUUCUCGUUGUGAUGCGGAACCCAAGGACUCCUGAUGUUGAUGAUGUCACCGUAUGUAAGUUGUUGCAAAAUGCUUUGAAGGGCAUCCAUUCCAUUUUGAAUGCAGGGAGAAUUAAUCUGACACAAACCGAUCAACUGGGGAAUCUCCUUGCAGUUCUAAAGACCUAUAUGUUCUAUGGUUUUCCGGGUGUGAACAUUGACGUUCCUGCUGUUCUUUACCCAGCUCCUCUUCCCCAGUAUGAAGGUAGCUCACCCACAAAGGAGCAAUUAGGAGGUGCUACGAACUCUACAAAGCAAGUUGGGCAUAAGAAAAAGAAAUCUCGAUCCAAAAACAAGAAGGAACAACUGGAGGAUCAAAGGGAAGAGCAGAAGGAGACAACACAGCAAGAAGUACUCCAAGGAGCAGACUGUGGGGGGCAAAGAGGAGGUGACUCAACUUUUAACUUCCUCCAAGGGCGAAACUAUUCUGACAAGACAGUGCCUUCUUUAGAUGGAAAAGAGCUUUCAAAUUCCUUCUAUCCCAGUUGGAAAAAAAUAAAUAGCUCUGAUUCUGAGUAUUCAGACACCGAGGGAGGAAUCCAGACCAGACUGAGAUCACUGCAAGCAAAAGUUCGCCAGGGAGCUUUGUCCUGCUUCCUUUCAACCAUAAAGUCAUUAGAGAAGAAAGUUCUGUAUGGCUACUGGUCUUCAUUCAUUGCAGAUGCCCCUGGCAUUGGAAGCCCACAAGCUGUCUCCUUGAUGACAAUUGCUUUGAAAGAUCCAUCGCCAAAGGUCCGUGCUGGUGCUCUCCAAGUCCUGUCGGCCAUCUUGGAAGGAUCUAAGCAGUUCCUUUCUGUCGCAGAGGACACCAAUGAUCAUCGGAGAGCUUUCACACCCUUCUCUGCAACCUUGGCUUCUAACAUCAGGGAGCUUCAUAGAUGCCUGCUGAUUGCCCUAGUGGCAGAAUCCUCCCCACAGACACUGACCCAGAUAAUCAAGUGCCUUGCUAAUCUGGUAACCAAUGUGCCAUACAAUCGCCUCAAACCAGGACUCCUUACCCGCGUUUGGAACCAGAUUAAACCCUACAACCGCCGCAAAGAUGUCAAUGUGCGUGUGUGCAGUCUGACUUUACUGGGAGCAAUCAUUUCUGUGCAGGCGCCACUUCCUGAGGUACAGCUGCUCUUGCAGCAGCCUAGCUCUUCAGGCCUCUCAAACAGUGGCUCAGGGACACCCCACCGCCUGAGCGACUCAGAGUCUUGGCGAAAACCCCAACAAACAGGAAACCGUGAUGGCGAGAAGGAGAAUUUGGAAAAUCCACCAUUCGAGCUCUGUUGGUUGAUUCAGUUGUGCGUUUCCAUCGUCACAUUACCAAAACAGGAGCCAUAUUCAGACAGUGACACCUGUACAGGGGCAGCAAGUAGCAUGUAUGAGCCCUCUCCAGUGCGAGUAGAAGCACUACAGGUAUUGGCAUUGCUUGUGAAAGGGUAUUUCACAAUGGCACAGACCAACUUGCUGGAGUUGGGGGAAGUAGCUUGUAAAUGUAUGGAGGAGCCAGAUCCAUCUAUUCAACUUCAUGGAGCCAGGCUGCUGGAGGAGAUAGGCUCAGGGAUUGUCCAGCAACAUAAGCUGGACUCUCCCACACCCUUCAGUGACAGGGUGCUUGUCAACCAGGUUGUGACCUUCUGGUCCAGAAUGUUGAAUGGUCCUUUGCCAGGAGCAUUACAGAAUGAUGAACAUCCUACGCUCCAGACCAGCACCUGUGAUGCAAUUUCUUCAAUUUUACCAGAGGCUUUUAACAGGCUUCCAAAUGAAAAGCAGAUUCUGUGCAUAACCAUGCUGCUCGGGCUCAAUCACAGUGAACAUCCUCUGGUCAAGGCAGCUGCGGUGCGAGCCCUGGGUGUUUACAUCCUCUUCCCCUCGCUCCGACAGGAUGUGAUGUUUGUGGCUGACACUGCGAAUGCCAUCCUGACUUCCUUGGAUGACAAAUCCCUGAACGUUCGUACCAAGGCAGCCUGGUCACUGGGCAAUCUCACCGACACCUUAAUUGCUAACAUGGAAUCCAUGGGGCUGGGUUUCCAAGAGGAGUUUUCAGAUGUUCUGCUACUGAAGAUGUUGAAAUCAGCUACACAUGCAUCCAAUGAUAAAGAUAAGGUGAAAAGUAAUGCUGUGCGAGCUCUAGGAAAUCUGCUGCACUUCCUGCAGCCUCACCACAUCUCCAAACCCCAGUUCAAGGCCAGCAUUGAGGAGUCAAUCCAAGCUUUAAUCCGCACUGUUCAGAGCGACGCCACCAUGAAGGUGCGGUGGAAUGCAUGCUAUGCAUUGGGAAAUAUGUUCAAAAACCCAGCCAUUCCACUUGACUCAGCUCCCUGGGCAGCUCAGGCUUUCAGUGCCUUGACCUCGGUGGUGAAAACCUGCAAGAACUUCAAAGUGCGCAUCAAAUCAGCCAUGGCCCUCUCCAUCCCCGAUAGUCGUGAGCGCUAUGGGGACAGCAAACAGUUCAGCGAGAUUUGGAACGCGCUGGUGCUGGCGUUGGAAAAGAGCGAAGAGACAGAAGACUUCCUGGAGUUCAAGUACUGCGCCAGUCUGAGAACUCAGAUCUGCCAGACACUGCUGCACCUCCUCCACCUCAUCAGCGCUGAGGACCACCCCUGCAUCAGCAAAACCGUUUCAGAGAAAGGGGACUUAAUCCGAACCUUUGUUCAGCGCUUUCUUACAUCAGGGGUGGAAGCUGAUGAAACUCGGACAGACCCUCAGGAUAGGGUCAGGAUGUUACAAAAGGCCUUUCAGCACCUACGCAGCCUUCAGGAGGUUCCGUUGGAGGAGAGAGAAUGGGUUGCCAAAUACUUGGAUGAAAUCUUGAAACAUUGUGCAGAAUCCACAGGCCCACAGACUGGUGUGAAAGAUACUCGGGAGUGAAGAGUUCUGCUUGAACUCUGCCUACUUCUUGCUGCAUGUCCAAUGCUUAUGAACAUUACAACAGCUGUGCCUGUUUUGCUUUUAUUACUGCUUAUUAAAAGAGGAAGGUAGGACUGCCCUUUGUGCAUCCAUGUGUUAGAUGCUCACCUUCCUGCUUGGGUCACACUUGGUGAACAUCAAUAAGUUGAAAGUCCAUUUUGUCCAUGAGUAUGAAGGCUCUUACAUUUUUGUAUUGUUUCAAUCCAGGUUGCAGUGCACAGGAACCCUGAGCGUGUGAAAACUGUCCCAAAUUUUUCAAUGGCCUCUUCUAGAGAGGUUGAAAAAUGUCACACUGGUGCAGUUAGAGGGGUGUUUUUCUUGUUAUGAACCAAGUACAGGGUGCGUCACUUUGUGUCUAAACUGGUGUGGGAGUGCCCGAUGGUGACACAGGAUGCCUGUGAUGAAAAGGGUAAUGAUCGUCAGCACUAACAUCCUCUAUUUGACAAUUUUUUUUGUUGUUGACGUGUGGGUGGAAUAUUGAAUAAACUGAAAUGCCAUUGAGAUGCCACAAUGUAUUCAAUGCAAGUGGGUGGCAGUGCUGUGGAGUGGAAUAUUUUCAUUAUAUGUCUAAUGACUGAUCUAUUUCCCUUAGGCUGUUGGUAGUGAAAUAUUUCUAUUUGUAAUUUUUUUUUUAAACCUUGUAGCACCAGCACAACAUUUUCCACUCCCACUCCCUCAACACUGUCAGCCAAGUGUUACAGAAACUGGAGUCAUUACAUUUUUCAACGUGUUGUGAUAUUGAUCAGACCGACAGGGAGUGAAGUUAAGACCAUUACACACAAUGGGAAAAGAAAAUGAGUUCUGGAUGGAUGCGAUAAGCUCUUUUGCCCUGGCAUUCUGUUUUUGUUCCCAGACUGCAUUCCCAGCUCCAUUCCUGUUCCUAACCCCAACAGGCUGAAGACACAAAUGCUGUGUAUUUAAACAGGCUUCAGUUCGGGCUUUGGUCUCUAAGGACUUGAUUGGUAUGACGUCAAGGUACUUAGGCUUUGUUAGUGAACCCACAGCUGCAGGGCACUUCAUGUUUCGAUUCCACAAUGCGCUGAGGAUUAUUGACCCCACUUCAUAUUUGCAGUCUAAAAUUAGUAUUGCAAAAAUCAGAAAUUAAUUCAUGCUGACACCAUUGGCAGAUCCCUCAAUAAUUGAUCAAUCCCCACCUGUAACUCCUGGCGGCCACUCAGAUCCAUUCUUGGGAUUUGCAGCUGCUGAGUGUCAAUGGAUAGGACACUUCUGAAACCAUUUGUGACCCAGAAGGAGCAAAGACAUUUUUUUUGUCAGUUCCUUUGAAUUGAUAGAAUGUAAUUUGUGUCUUUUUCCAUGUUCCCUGCCUAAAAGCUGCUUGCCACUGCACGGAUAGCCUGAAAUAAUUCAGUAGUAUUUAAAUGUAAAUAAUAUUUUAAAAAAGCUGCAGAACAGCAGUUACCCCAAUGUUAAAUAAAAGUUGGGCAAAGCUGCGCAAAUGCUAGUUUAUGGCUGCACCGUGUUAAAUGGUGAUCCUGAUUUAAUGGUUGGAAUGACAGUGAAACUGUUAGAAUUCGCCAUCAUUACUCUGCUGAAAGAGCAAUUCUGGGAGCUUGUGUGCGCACAGAAUAACAUGGAAAUCUGAAAGGUGCUAUCAGUAAUUCUGAACUUUGAAAAAGGUGCACAGCAGAGUUUACCCAGAGUACAGCCAGUUUUAAAAAAAAUCAGUAAAUUGAUAAGAUCUUCCACUCUUAUUUACACUUCUGGUCUCCCUGUACAAAACAAAGAUGCUUGAAAAAGUUGCAUCUUGUUGAAUGAGGUGUAACUGUGUUUUUAAGUGUACUAACGUGAUAAUUAUUGCUAAACACCACCUCCGGCCAUAAAGCUAAUUUUACAUUUGUGAAACAUCAAAUGUCUCUGCUGCAAUGAUAAAUUUCACAUUGUGAAAAUAAUUUUUUAAAGAUUGUUCAUAUUUUAGCCUCUCAUUUAAACCAUAAAU